Molecule: messenger RNA, 15246 nt
Organism: Toxoplasma gondii ME49
Lineage: Eukaryota; Apicomplexa; Conoidasida; Eucoccidiorida; Sarcocystidae
Product: GCC2 and GCC3 domain-containing protein
Exons: 48
Coding region: 1-15246 (5081 amino acids)
Molecular function (GO): protein binding
Source: RefSeq, a predicted model, not a curated record
AUGCAAGAAGACAGGCGCGGGAUGGGGGCAUGCAUUCCCUGCGACCGAGGCCACGGCUGCAACUACUCGGGAGAGAAAACGAGUUUCAGCGGCUCCGAGGAUUCUUCAGAGUCAGACGCGUUUACGCUGACGCGCCUUGCAGAGGCGGUCAAGGCGCAGGACUAUCAGAAGGUGCCUGGAACACUGUGGGGGGACCCGUACCCGCAGCGAGGCCCGCACUGCGCCGUGGGGAUGUACAUGGCGGAGUACCAGUUUGCGGACCUGUGCACGCUUUCCUGCAAGCCGCUGUACCGUCGCGAUGACAAGACGAUGCCGUACAUGCAGUUUCCAGGCUUGUCGCUUACCGAGUUCGAGUACGAGGAUGAGUACCACACGUAUCCGGAGCUGACCCAGGUGGCGACGUUCCGCUGCGGGAAAGGAUCAUUCACUUGGCCUUCGCUGGCUGCAUGCUUCCCCGCGCUGCAAGGCUUUGGUGUGAUGGAAACGAAGAAGUUCGAAGCCGUGGGGCAAACGCAUGGGGACGCGUAUCACAGAGUCAUGUUUGACUACGGGUACACGGACUGUUUCUCAGGGUGGAACAACACAUACCCCGACGACGAGUCCAACGAGUGUAAGCCAUUUACCCAGUACAAAGGGAUCAUUCAGCUGGUCGGCACUUGGUCGCAGCCUUUCGACUACAGAUGCGCCGAGGGCUCUAUCUCCAGGAAGGAUUUUUUCAAUUCGCCGCGCUGCUACCCAGUCCCCAUGAACCGGGCCGCCACCGGGGCCUCGGACCCGCGGGUCACAGGCCCUCUGAUCUGCACGCAGAACGGCUUCUUCCGGCCUCCAGGCAUGAAGGGCAAGGACUGUCUCUCGUUCGUCGGCGGCGCGUACGCAGCCAGCACCGGAACUCAUAUGUUUCUGCGAGAUCUCCCAGGACAACCAUUCCACCGGGGCGCCUCCAGGAACGCACCCGCGCGCCUCUGCGAGACGUACGAGAUCGAGUGCUCUCCCCACGGAGACUUCCCCUCCCUCGACUUGUUCGUCAACCUUUUCCCCACGGCGCCCUCCUCCGCCGCGGCCGGCGUCUUCCAGCCUCACGGCAUCGACGGGGACGUUGCGGGCCUACCCCGGUGCCCCUACGGGGCCAACUGCCCCGCAGAGCAGCUCCAGGGCGCCCACCCGCGACUCCCCCGUCCCUACUCGCUCACUGCGACGCGUCCGAUCCGCAGUCGACGGGGGCUGACGGGCAGGCAGGAGCUCGUACUCGGAGCUGGGGUCGACCUGGCAACUCCCGAAACGCUGACGGACGUCUGGAUCUACAUGCCGGGGGCCAACGCUCCCGAGUACUGCUGCCACGGCUGUCAGUGCAAGACCACUGGAACGAACGUGCGUCUGUCGAAGUCGCCGGCGGGUACCUUUCGCGGGCGUCGCAUGGCGAGCGGAGACAUGAAGACGUUUCACGAGUGUUCGCCUGGUCACGCCUGUCCGGCUGCGGCGAUCUUUGAAACGCCGUGCCGCGCUGGGAGUUACCAGCUCGCCUCAGGGGGAGCCGCGUGCAGCUUGGUGGCUCCAGGGUCGGCCGGGACUGGCCUGGGGGCGCUGCGGCCUGUCGCCUGCCCCCCAGGACAUUUUUGCGUGCAGGAAGCGAAGACGCCUUUCGAGAAUCCCUGCCCGGCGGGGACGAUGAACGAGCAGGUCGGCGGCGCGACGGAGACAGCUUGCCUGCCUUGUCCUGCAGGGUACAUCUGCGGCAAAGGGACAGGGGGUCGCUCGCGGCCGGGCUUCUGUCCCGUGGGUCACUACUGCGAACGCGGGGCCAAAAGGCCCGCAGCCUGUCCAGCGGGGACGUAUGCGCCCUAUGCGUUUCCCUCGCCGAACAUGACGAAUGCGCGCAACUGUCGGCCGUGUCCGGAGCACCUCGACUGCCCUCAGGGCAGCAGCCUGCAUACGCUGCAAGCUUCCGGUGCCUGUCCGCCCGGCGCCUACUGUCCAGGCGGAAACGCAGCGAAGGCGCUCAAGUGCCCCAUUGGCAUGUACGGCGUUGAACCGGGGGGUCAGGAACCUGCAGACUGCUUGUACUGUCCUGCCGGCCAUUUCUGCAAGGUGACACCACCGACAGAUCCGACAUUUCCUACAACUGCCGAGCCGUGCCCGCCAGACUCUUUCAGCAUCAAUACGGGCAUUGCAGGCAAUUCGAGCCGCAUCUUCGCGAGCGAGUGGACGCGCGAAGCAGGCGUUCAGACAGUCUUCACGACGAACGGUGGCGGGCUGUGUCGCACAGAAACUGCAGAUUUUUCGCUGUUUACCAAUGUCAGAAAAGCCGAUGGCCGGGGGUUGCCUUCGGACGCUCUCGCGUCGAUCAUCGAGGGAGACAACCUGUUUUGGAUUGUCACGGCGGAGGGCCAGGGCGUCGUGUCCGUAGACAAUUUGUUCAGCUUCAAUCCUAUCACACUCCCUCGAGAGACGACGCUCCUCGGCUACGGCAACCACCGACUGUGGGCAGGUUCUUCUUCGAGCGCGGGACUGUGGGUUUCGAAAGAUCGCGGGUGGUCGUUCUCGCAGGUGGCGCCUGCGAUUUCGUCGGCUACGGUCUUUGCUUCAGAUCCUGUCUCGGGGUAUCUCUGCGUCGGAGACAGCUCGACCGUUUUCUGCUCGGGAGACAACUUCGAGGCGAUCUCGGCGACAAGCGCCCUGGCCGGUGUGCGGGCUCUCCUGGUGCUUCCGGGGGGCGACAUGGUCGUCGCCGCGACAGCUGCGCAUGUUUUUCAGAGCCGCGACGGAGGCCGGCGCUUCACUCGCGUGACGAGUCUCAGAGGAGCGGCCGUCCGCUUGCUGAGUCGCGGAGCGAACGAAGUGUUUGUGGCGUCGACGCAGGGAGUGUCGAAGUCCACCGACAGAGGCGCGUCGUUCGCAGGCUGGGCGAGGAACUUGCCUCCCGAGAGCCUCCCCAUCUCCGACUUCCACGUCCAAGCCGACGCCUUUCUUCUACGACACUCGAGCGGCUUCUUGAGGAGUUCCACCGGCGACAACUGGCAGCCUGUGGCGCUUCCAACGGACAGUCCUUGCGGACAGUUCCCCGUCACCCACUCCGUCGUUGCAGACUUCCGUCUGCCCGCCGCUGUGCCUGAGACGUCCGGCCAGUGCAUUCGGGGGUCGCUGUCGAAGGCGAAGGCGGCGCUGGUCAGCAAGCCUGGCGAGAUGAUUCUAAACGGCGUCGUAGUUCCCUGCAGAGAAGGUUUCUUUUGUCCCGAGACUUGCGAUGAAACGAAUCAAGUUGUGCUGCCUUGCCCCGCGGGAACUUGGUGCGAGUCGGGCGUCGAUCGACAGCCGAGUCUCGGAUCUCACCCCUGCCCACGGGGGCACUACUGCCCGGAGGCGACGGACGCCCCUGUGAAAUGUCCUGCAGGCACGUACAACCAUGAACUCCACCAGGCGACAGCGGACGCAUGCCGGCCGGCCCCGGCUGGGUACUCCAUCGACACACAGGGAGCGGCUGAACCGCUCCAGCUCUGCCCGGCAGGAAACUUUUGCCCAGAGGGCACAAGCGACGGAGGCACUGUCUGCCCCCCAGGAACUUCGAGGCGACUCCCAGGGGGUGCAGCAGAGUCCGACUGCUUCCCUUGCCCUGCGGGCUACUUCUGCCCGAACGACUCUUCGACAGGCACUUCGCUGGAUCCAAAGCCUUGUCCUGAGGGUCACUACUGCCCCCUGGGCUCUGCCGCAGCCGCCCAGUGUCCUGCGGGGACCUUGAGCUCCAGUCGAAGCGUUUCCUCGGCGGAAGAAUGCGAUCUCUGCCCUCGAGGCAGCUACUGCACAGAACCUGGUGCCCUCGCGGUGACAGGCGCAUGCGACGCCGGGUUCUUGUGUAUCGCCGGAGCAACGGACCCGCGACCGACCGACGGCGUUACGGGAUCUCCUUGUCCUGCCGGAGGCUACUGCGUUGCUGGCACUGUGAUUGUCAAGCCAUGCCCGCCAGGGACGUACAAUCCAGAUGAAGGCGCUGAAAACGAAGACGCCUGUCAACCUUGUCCAGCCGGAUCUUUCUGUCUCGGCAGCGGCUCGAGCACGCCAGAUGGCAAAUGUCGCCCCGGCCACUACUGUCCUGAGCAGUCCUCGCGCGCGACGCAAAGAAAAGCAUCAAUUGGACAUUUUGCUGCAGCGGGCGCAUCCGAGGAAACUGCGUGCGAGGUCGGCUACUACGCCCCGGAGGAAGGAAUGGACAAGUGCAUCGCCUGUCCUGCCGGGCAGGUGUGCCCUCGAGAAGGCAUGGCGGCGCCUGAGGAGUGCCCCCAAGGCUGGUAUUGCCCCGAAGCCGUAGCCGCAGCUCUCAAGUGCGUUGCGGGGACCUACGGAGACCGACCGGGCCUACGCGAGUGGAAUGAAUGCAAACUGUGUCCUCCGGGGCAUUUUUGUGAAGGCGAAGGUCUCCUAGAUAAAAGCGGACUCUGCGACGCAGGCUACUACUGCGUCCAGUCGGCUACAUCGGCGAGGCCUGAGAUCGUGUCGACAGGGAGGAGUCUCGCGGGGGAAGUCAGCGGCCCCUGUCCCGCGGGGCAUUUCUGCCCGCAGGGUUCCAUCACGCCAACGCCAUGCCCGAAAGGCAUGUUCAGCUCCACGCUGAAAGCUGUAUCUGAAGCGACCUGCCAACAGUGCACUGAGGGUUUCUACUGCGAUCGCCCGGGCCUCGCAGCCCCCACGGGUCCCUGCCCUGAAGGGUACUUUUGUCCCCGCGGAUCUGUGGUUGACAGAGACCCCACACAUCUCUGCCCAAGAGGCCACUACUGUCCCCAACAGGCGGUCGAGGCUCUGCCGUGCUCCGCGGGGACCUACGCAGAAGUCGACGGCUCUGCCGCAUGCACACCCUGCCCUGGAGGCUUCCUCUGUGCGGCGAGCGCUCAACAGUUCUUGCAGGCUUGCAGCGCUGGACACUACUGCCCCACAGGAACGCAAGCAGAGAUAGAGUGCCCGAUUGGAACUGUCGGGGUGGGAUCAAAAGGCCCUCACGUCUCUGCAUGCCUCGCAUGUCCCCCAGGCUCCUACUGUGACAGGAUGGGGAGCGCAGUGCCUACGGAUUCAUGUCCUCCGGGCAAGUUCUGUGGAGGCGGCGUUGCCUCCGCGAACGCCGCGACUGCCUGUCCCGAAGGCUUUUACUGUCCAGAAGGAAGCGCCGUUCCGUUCGCAUGCAAAGCCGGACAGUAUUGUCAAGGCACAAGUCUCGUGGAGCCCUCAGGACCGUGUCAACCGAACACCCACUGUCCGGCCGGCACAAGUGAACCUGAAGGGUUCGCUUGUCCGCGAGGGAGCUACUGCCCAGGAGACACAGAUCCCCUGCCAUGUCCCCCAGGAACGUACAGCGACGUCGAAGGAAUCGCGUCUGUUGACCAGUGCAAGCGGUGUCCUUCAGGCUCGUACUGCUCCUCGCCAGGACUCGACGCCCCCAGUGGCCUGUGCACCGGGGGGUACUUCUGCGAGGAGGGGACGGUUGAUCCGAGACCGGUCGGGGGUCUUUGCCCAAAGGCUCACAAGUGCCCUCCGGGGGCCUCAGCAGCCGAGGCAUGCCUCGUCAAUGAAUGGCAACCUCUCAAAGGCCAGACCGACUGCCAGCCCUGUCCAGCGGGAUUCAUUUGCGAUGAUACCGAGGCGACGCCCUGCGACGCGGGCUACUACUGCGAUGGGGUCGACGGGACAAAGAAAGCCUGUCCGGUCGGUACGUAUCAGCCGUUGCCUGGACAAACGUCGGAGGCGAGUUGCCUUCCAUGCAAAUCGGGAUACGUCUGCGGGAGUCCGGGACUCGCGAGCCCUGUGGACAAGUGCCCCGCAGGCUCGUACUGCGUUGGAGCUUCUCAGCACCCAUGUCCUGAAGGCUUCUACUGCCCCGAAGGAACUGAGGCGCCGUAUCCCUGCUCCCCUGGCCAUUACUGCCAAGGCGACGGCCUUGAAAGACCCACAGGCUUGUGCGCCCAAGGGCACUACUGUGCGAAAGGCGCAACGGUGCGGAACCCCACAGGCUCACUGGACAUCGAGUUCUGCUUCACAUCUCUGACCUCUGGAGACUGUCCCGCUGGCUACUACUGCCCAGAAGGCAUUGCGUUCCCCGUCAGAUGUCCACCAGGCACCUUCUCGGCCGGACGCAACAAAGGAGCUCUUUCCGACUGUCAGCCCUGCACUGCAGGCUUCUAUUGUGGGGGCUUCGCGCUCACAGCCGUUUCGGGACCCUGUCUAGCCGGUUUUUACUGCCCGGCUGGUGAGAGGACGCCGUACGGACAUCCCUGCCCUAAAGGCAGUUUCUGUCCAGCAGGAGCCCCAGCUGCAGAGGACUGUCCCGAAGGACUCUACCAACCUGCAGAAGGAAAGUCCAAGUGCCUCACCUGUAUUGACGGAUUUAUGUGCCCUGAAGGCAGUGCCGAAGUCACGCCAUGCACCGCAGGCCAUUACUGCGCCGCCGGAGUCGCCUUCAGAUGCCCUGCUGGCACAUACAGCCCCUCAACGGGAAUAUGGAAGGCUUCUCAGUGUCGCCCCUGCCCCCCAGGAAAGGUCUGCUCGGCGGAAGGAGCUCAGGACACAACUGCUGCGACGGCCUGUCCAGAGGGGCACUAUUGCCGUCUGGGGGCCUCGGCGACGCCCGACAAUGAUCCGUCAACUUGCGGGAGAGACCCGACGUCCUGCCUGCCUGGCGCCAGGUGCCCAUCGGGGUACUACUGCCCCCCAGAUAGUGCCGGGGCGAUUCCUUGUCCCCAAGGCACCACAGGGUCGCCUGAAGGUUCUUCAUCCCCCACACAGUGCACUCCAUGUCCCCCAGGCAGCUACUGCAGCGGGGCUGGAGCCUCCGGGGAAUGCGAUCCAGGAUUUUUCUGCGAGGCUCGCAGUACAGUGGCCAGACCGACUUCUGGCAUUUGCCCCAUGGGUCACUACUGCGGUCGAGGCUCUGCCACAGGGACCGCCUGUCCUUCGGGGACCUACGCCGAUGUCGAGGGUUUGGCGGAGUGCCUCAAGUGCCCCCCAGGCUUCGUAUGCGCGGGGCAGGGACUCACCACGGGGACAGACGUCCCCUGCCCAGCAGGACAUUUUUGCCCCGAGGGGACAGUCACUGCGCGCGAGUGUCCUGUGGGGACAUUCUCGAGGUCGACGCAUGCGCCUGACGAGUCUUGGUGUAGUCCGUGCCCGCCAGGGAAGUUCUGCGACUCCCCGGGUCGCGAGGCCCCCGCUGGGGACUGCCUGGCCGGGUACUUUUGCCUCGCAGGUGCGACCCAGAACAAUCCGCCGACGCAAGACCCACCGGGGCCGAACGGGGAGUGCCCCAGAGGGUUCUACUGCCCCCCAGGCUCUUCGGCCCCGAAGGCCUGUCCACCAGGUACCUUCAGUGCGACGCCAAGGGCUACGCAGGUCCAGGACUGUGAGGUGUGUUUGGAGAGACACUUCUGUGGGGUGUACGGGCUCGAGGCCCCCGAGGGCCUUUGCGACGAGGGCUUCUUCUGUGGGGUUGGCCAGGUGUCCGCAAGGCCCCUGGGCGCAGGCCUCAGUGGGCUGUGCCCCGCUGGAUACGCCUGCACAGGCGGCUUGAAAGCACCUUGUCCGGACCACUCGUACAUGGACGAGCAGGGCGCAAGCGUGUGCAAGAGUUGCCCAGCAGGGCACUUCUGUGAGGCGCAGGCCCUCGCGCCCCAGAGGUGCCCAGCGACCUUCUUUUGCGAGACAGGAAAAGGCAAGAAAGCUUGUCCAGACGGCACCUACUCGGACGCGACGGGGCUCUCGGCGUCCUCAGAGUGCCUCGAAUGUCCCACCACGAAGUUCUGCGCCAACGGAAGGAUCCAGGACGCCUGCAGCGCAGGCUUCAUCUGUGGCCUCGGCGUCGGUCCGACGGGGACGCCUUCUGGAAGCCCAGCCGACGAGCGUCCACCCCGCUACGCCGUCCAGCUCGGCGAACCUUGUCCCCGCGGGGCCUACUGCCCCGCCGGGAUCGACGCACCCCUCCGGUGCCCCCCAGGGACCACCACGGCGUCUACGGGAGCAACUUCCGUGACGGACUGCGUAGGCUGCAGUCCGGGAUUUUACUGUGCCGCAGUCAACACAGCGGCGACGGGAUGCCCCAGAGGUCACUACUGUCCAGCGGAGGCGCGAGAGCCGCGCCCGUGUCCUGAGGGGACGUACAACCCCAGCGCCUACGCGGAGGCAGUCACGAGCUGUCUCGCCUGCGACCCUGGCUUCCUCUGUCCCGAAGGAAGCGACCAGCAACGCACGACCUGCCCCCUCGGCUUUUACUGCGAAGGUGGAAGCGCCCCGCAGGUCCCCUGCCCGGAAGGAACUUACGGAAAAGCGUCGGGGACGUCGAAGCAGGACGACGCAUGUGGACUCUGUCCUGCCGGCCACUACUGUCCUGGCGCCGACCAUCCGUACGAGCCUUGCCCGGAAGGAAAGUUCUGCACUGCAGACUCCCCGAAGCCUGUGGCUUGUCCUCCCGGCUUCUACUGCCCAGGGGCGACCAGCGUUCCGAGCACCUGUCCCCUGGGCUUCUACUGUCCCCUGGGGACGUCCCUUCCCCUUGAGUGCCCCAACGGGUCUCUCUGCCCCGAAGCCGCCGCGCAGCCUCAGGCCUGUCCCGCGGGGACCCGCUCACGGGGCGUUCAGGCUUGUGCCUCAAUCCCCACAGUCGAAGGGUGUUGCGAGGCUUGCCCUGUGGGAACCUUUUCGUCUCGCGAGGGAUCUGUGGAGUGUGCGCCCUGUGCGGCUGGGCAUAUCUGCGCGGGGGGCGCCUCGACUGCCCGGCCGACGGACGGAGUUCACGGAUACAUUUGCCCGCCAGGGGCCUACUGCCCCGCGGGGGCUCGCUCCCCAGUCCCCUGUCCAGCGGGUCGCUUCAACGCAGAGGCGGGAGCAGGCGACGAGGCGACUGGGUGUCUCCCUUGCCCUGCGGGGACGUUCUCCGACGAGCCUGGGGCGACGUCCUGCUCCACAUGCGGGGGGACGUCCACGUCGUUGGAAGGCCAGCAGUCCUGCGCCUGUCUCGGCGCCGGCCGUACGUUUCAGAAGCAGGAGGGAACCUGCGUCUGUCGGAACUUCUACGAGUUCUACAGCUCGACGUUGCUGGCGCGCGGCGACGAGAACGAGGACUCUUCGCUCGACUGCCAGCCGAUUGCCCAGGCCAGGUGUGAAAGCGCAGCGACCGUGCGGAAUCUGCGCUUCUCCGGUGGGACUGGUAGUCGCCGCCUCAGGGCGGCCGACGGCGCAUGCGUCUCCGAGAAUGUAUGCGAGGAACAAUGCGGACCAGGCGUCGGCGGGAUCUUCCUGGCCAACGUCGGAAAGUGCCAGUGUCACUCUGUCCAGGACGCUGCGCAAAAGGCAUGCGACCGCAGGUGCAGAGCUGAAGUGGCGGAGUUGCUGGUCGACGGGGACGCGUUUGCUUGCACGAUGCCUGGUUCACCGACGGCGGAAAGAACGCCUGUGCAAUCUUUAAUCGACAGCAGCCGCCUGAAAGGGUCGGUUGCAUGCAAUCGCGACACAGACGCUUCAAGCGGGGCACCAGCGUGCCGUGUAUCGUUUUACUUGCUCGAUGAGACAGGCGUUUUCGGCACGGUUGGAGUCCCCGCAGGUUUUCAAACGCUUUUGACGACGGCGGAGCACCCGCCUGCGACGGACGCCUCAAGUAGUCGAGUUCCCGCGCAUGCCGACGCCUCGCAGCGAGAAGAGAAGCCAGUGGAACAGGCGACAAGUCAGAGUUGCGUUGUCCCUUCUUCGAUGUUGUCUCCCCAGUUGGACCAGCAGAGAACUACUUGUGCAAAGGCCGAGGAAGAAGCGUUGUCGGCACUCGAGGAGGAACUUUACGGCCGAGAAAAGAACAACAAGAUGGCCCUCAUCCGCAACCCCACACAGUGUCUCCAAAAAGGAGACACCAUCAUUUGGAUGAUCGCGGGGGCGUUCCCCGUCUACCUGCGCAAUUCGCUUCUCAACACAGCCGCCGAGUUCGACGCGAGUCAGUACCUGAAAGUGCAAGGCGACCUCGCGUACGAAUCCUACGACGAAAAGAAGCCUGUGACGUACUUUGCCUUUUCCUUCACAGUUCCAGGCCAGUUCGUUUUCGCCUCCAACGUGAGACAGUCGCACCAAGCGAUUUUCCGCGUUCUCGACGACGGCGUCGCCUGCGACAACGACGCGCGGUUUCCUCACCCCACCGAGUUCGCCUCCCUCGCUGCGGCGGGCAUCCAAAUGCGCGACGAUGUCCUUCUGGAGCCGGCGUUGGCGGACGUGGAGCUUCUCUUCUGGGGUACUCUCUGCAUUCUUUUGACGUUCGUGGUUCUCGUCUCUUGGCUGCGAAAGCUGCAGUUCAACAAGAAGCAGCGCGAGUCCGUCGCCUCCGAGAGACUCGAGAAAAGGAGCGGUCGCCUCUCGGUCGUUGCGCGGAAACAGGCAGUCGCGCAAACGUUCGGCGUGCAUGCAGUGGCGCACCGGACGCGAGCUGAAAUCGAGAAUCUGCUCAGUCAUGUCAUUGAGAGUGGAAGAGUCGUCGACUCCCGCGCGCGAGUGACGCGCCUCUCGCCAGAGGAACUCGAGGCCUUUCUGCUGGCUUUCCAAGACGCAGCUGACGCACUCGAUGACUCCAAGGAACCUUCGAAACCGCCGUUCGACCUGCGCAUGUUCGAGACAGCCUACAACAGACUCGCCCGCGCUCGUCUCGUCCUCGGCGAAUACUUCAGAGACAGAAAGCUAGGCGUCACGCAACUGGGCAUCGAGCAAGUCAAAAUUCUUGACAACCUCCAGAACUUUGUCGCCCCCAUCAUACGGAAGGUCGACUGGAAACUCGAUGAGAGCAGUCAGCUUCAGAAGACGAUUUCUGCGAUGACGAAGGCAUGUGAGAAGCUGGUGGAUGAGCUGCGAGCGCCUCAGGCGUUUUUCGCUUCCGAUGCGCUUGACGACUCUGCAGCAUCGUCUUCUCGCGUUCAGCAGUACAUGCUCUCCACGCCUUUCUCCCUGGAGAGAGGGGGGAAGAAGGCAGUCUUUUUGGCCUUGGCCGAAGAGGUCACCGGCGUUGUGUGCAUGACGAGAGGAGAGAGUCCGACGUUGCCGGUGCUGGCGCAGUACCUGGAGGCUCUACGCGGAAGCUUGGAAGAUGAGGACGAGUCCGAAGCAGGCGCCUCCGUAUCGCUUUCAACCUUCGUUCAAAGCACGACAGACAGCUUGGAGAGUGCACUGGAGGAAGUCCUGAAGCACCGAGAGAGACAGGCUUCCCUUGACGUCCAACUCACCGAGCGGCCGUUUUCAGACGCCAUCGCGCGCGCGAGGAUCGCGGACAGAUGUGAGCAAGACCUCUUCUCGCUUCUCCUCGACUGUGCGGAGGCGCUACUUACAGACUCAGUGCAGACGAUGGCCGACGAGAAGGGCAGGCGACGCGACUCUGCGCGCGAGAGGCGAAGAAGCAGCAAGGCGGCGGGAGACGAGGGAGACGAACGCGCAGAUGCCGGAGAGAGAGGACAGGAGACAGGAGACGACGGUCGGAAAGGCGAGAAGAAAACAGAAGGCAUUCUCAGAGUUGGCGGAGGACAGGCAAGGCAGAGAGAAAAUCCAGUGACUGAAAUCCAAGAGGCAAUACAGACUCUGUGCGAUCGACAGCUGGAGGAAAUGAGUCGAACGCUGGCAACUCAACAACAGGCGUACCGUGCCGCGCUGGAUAAGCGCGAAUCCGCGGCAACUCAUCAGAUCGAAGGGAGACAAAUGAUUGAGAAGGUGCUACUCUCCCAGUUCCAUCAGUUUUUCAAGGCCACUGAGGCACGGCGGCUGUCGCAGUUCUACCAGCAUCUUGAAUCCUCGCGCAUUGCCAAGCUUCGUGAAGAUCUGAAGGAGGAGAUGUACGAGAUGGAGAGGACGCGAAGGCGGGAAGCCUGGGCGCAGGCAGAGUACGAAGAGAAGCGGAAGAAGGCCCUGCAGCACUUUGAGGCGCAAAUCAAGGCCACAGCGGAGGCGUUCAAAGGCGAAAAAGAUGGUGUGGUUUUAGCUACUUUGGACACUCUGGAGAGCCUCCAGGAAAGGCGAAACGCCGCGCUCGAAGUCGUCCAUUCGAUGGAAACUGUCCUCUUGAAGGCAAAAGCCACUCAGGCGAAAGACCUUGCAGACGAACUCUUCGAGCAGCAGGCCGAGCGGAUGAAGAAAGAUCUAGGGGGACGCCGAGCGAGAUUUCUCCUCGUAGCCCAAAACAUCGUUCGCCUCCACGACAGGAUUGCGUCAGGGGAUGUGAUCCCGACAGCUCAACUGGAAGAUAUGGUGGAAGAUGCUGCAGCGAUCCUGGAAGAUCUUCGACGAAGCCAAGCGAACGAGAGACGCGAGUGGCUGAAAGGGCAGCGAGAGGUGAGAGACGCGAUUUCGGAGAGACACAAAGGCACGCUCCAGUCCAAGACCGCCGACGUGAAGGACGCGACUCGGCAGUACGUGGCGCAGGAGAUCGGCUUAUAUUCGGAGCUGUUCAGGCGAGAAGAAGACGCCCUGCUGCCGCAUGGGAAGCGCGCUGUUAUCGACACGGUCGAGGCGGUUUUCGCGAAGCAGCUGAAGCAGCAGAGGAAGGCCUACCAUCUCGUCUUAGAAGAGAGCGAAGCCGAGUUGCGAGACUCGCCAGGAAAGGGCACCGAGACCUACCCCGCGCCCGGAUUCCCCCAUACGCAGGAGACAGGCGGAGAAUUCAUGAAAAAGAAAUCGCGAUUCGAGGAGGCAAAUGAGCAGAGACUCGCGCUGAAGGAGGACGAAAAGGCGAAGCAAAUUCAGGACCUGGAGACGCGACUGUCAGAAGUCCGGGAGAAACGCAGCGAAGCUCUCAGAGGCGUAGCCGAACUUGAAGUGGAAGUCACAGAAAGAUACCUCAUCAAAGCUGCAACGAAGUAUCUUGGAGUUCGCAAAGCAGCAGCUAGUGGCGACGAGAAAUGCAGGAAAGACAAGAGGCAAGAAAUCGCAUUUCUCUGCUCUAGCUUCCCUGUGAGGGGAAGAAGAGCGAAGCUCGGACGUCUUGGUGCUUCUCUCGGAGUUUCAGAGAAAGAGGCUGUUCUCUGUUUUGCGUUUCAGGCUGAGUACGAGAACAACGUGAGGCAGCGCAGUCGCGCAGAGACCCGCGGGGUGUUGGCCGGUUCGUUGGCGGCUCGCGGCGCGGCGGUUGAAGCUGACGAAAACGUAAAUCGACUCUUGCUCAAACUCCGAGAGAAACGCGGCGAUGUCCACGCUUCGCUCUUCUUCCUCGACGACCUGGUUGGCACGAUUUGCGAUGCCAAGUUCUCCACGCGAGAAAUGGUGCAGAUCGACGCCCAAUAUGACCGAGCCACUCGAGAAUUAGAGGAGGAAUUCGAAAGAGAGCUGAGGGCGUUGCAAGAAGAGUUCGAUUCCGACUCGCAGCGGCUGGAGGCAGAGCUCGCCGAGGUACGCUUGCGUCUUCGGAGGACGGAGGAGAUGGAGAAGAGCCGCUUGGAAGUCGACCGUCGCUUGCGCGAAGCAACCGCUUCUUCUGAGGAAGAAAUCGCGGCUGUGCGGAGAGACUUUGCUCAGAGAAUCGACAGAGUCCAGAAGGAAUUCGACAGCGAGAGAGAGGCUCAGGAGCAGGCUUUGCAGGCGAAGCUUGCGCAGCGCCGAGAGCUGUUCAAUAAGCGGAGACAGAAGCUCGCCGGAAAGGCGCAAGCUGAAGAGGCGAGGACACAAGAGGAUCUCCAGAGAAAGAAAUCGGUCGCCCAUUCACAAAGAAAAAAAGCUACGUUCGAGCUCCUCCUUGAUGAGGCUCGUUCGCACCCAACUGACACCACGAUUCGACAGCUGCACAAGUUCAUGUCGUCAGAACUCAGCGAGGUCGUCAACGCCACGGUGCUCGAGCAGCUCGCAGAAAAGUCUGCAAGGCUCACGGCCGUCUCCACCGAGAUGCAGAAGAAACAGGCGGACGAACGCCGUGCAGCUGAGCACGAGUUGGACGGAAAAAUCUCCGCCGCUGAGAAGAAACUUGCCUCUGCGUCCGAGGAGAAUGCUGCGCAGAUGAUGGAGGACGUCGCAAACCUAAAACAGAUGAAAGAAGCGAAGCUGCGAGAGCUGGAGGCGACGUUCAGUCUCAAACUGGAGUCGGCUUUGCAGGUGGAACGGCUGGCGAUAGAGCCCGUGCAAGCUGAACGCGUGUUUCAGAUUCAACAAGAAAGCCUGAAAAACAUGGUUAAAGUUCUCGGCGAGUUCGUGGUCCUUAACGACCCGACUGCGAUUGGUUUGACCGAUCAGGUGAAACAGGCUCAAGCGCGCAUCGAGAUGGAAAGGUCGCGAAUGAAGGAGAUCGCGGGCAUGAAGGUUCUGGACCUGGACAAGAUUCUGAAGGAGAAAGAAGCCGAGUUGAAGAAGCAGAUGGAGGCGAGCAUUGCGGCGUUGCGCGAGAAGCUGAAAGCGCAGCAAGAGCGAGAAGAGCAGCUGCAGAGAGAAAAGCACGAAGCAGAAAUGAAAAAGCGAAAGGAGGAACAGCGAGCUCGACGACUCAAGCAGCUGCGACGCAUGAUCAACUCUGCCCAGCCAGACGACCCAGAAGCUGCAGACGACAUCUUCAAAAAGUACCAAGAUGAUGCAGAACGCCUUGAGGCAGCACUCGCGAAAGAGCGAGCCCGGCAGCAUAUGCUUCUGCAGUCGCAGCUCUUCCAACGUGCCAACAGAAAAGAGCACCGUCUUCGACAAGAAGGAGAGGGUGAGCUGUCAGAAGAAUGGUCUCGCUUGAAGAAGACUCGGGAGUUGGCAGCCGUGCCACAGGAGACGGGCAACGGGACUAAAGAUGCGGACGAACUCGACGAAGAAGAAAUGUGGAAAUAUUUUUUCACAGUGCGGGUUGCGGAAGAAGUGGGAAAGAAAGCGAAAACGGUUCAGGAACUCCUGCGCGCCGCCCUCAAACAGCUCACGUCUGGUCCACCUAAAGACGACGUUGGAGGCGCCCUUGCAGCUGAAAUGGCAGAGUUCGCCACGCCAGACAGUAUCGAAAAUCUCGUUGACAAGGUGAGUUGCCUCCACCCGCUGGGCUCUUUUCUCGCUCCAAUCUCCCACUGUAGGUUGCUUGAAUCCGAUGAAGCGUGCAAAAACAGAGUGCUGUAUAGAACCAUAUUACCGUCUGCCCAGGGAGGUGGAGUCCUAGUCCGUCUUUAUGGUGUAGACGUACGCAUUCAGACAGGCUCUGUCGCAAUUCGGUGCUGCAUCCUUCACCCUCCACGUGGAUAUUCGGAAGGGCAGGGACCUUCACAGAACAGUACGGACGCUGUUAGUCGUGGUUCAUUUCGCUCUCCGAGCUGA